Molecule: messenger RNA, 1567 nt
Organism: Paramecium pentaurelia
Lineage: Eukaryota; Ciliophora; Oligohymenophorea; Peniculida; Parameciidae
Source: the annotation of a GenBank genome assembly
AUGUCUGAAUCUUGUAAAAGGAUUAUUAGUAACUAUAUUUGCAAUACUGAAAAUUUGUUGGGACAAGGCUUAAUUUGUACAGUAAUUUUAAUGUUAAAACUUAGGUCUAUGAAGCAAAAUAUUUAGAGACAAAUAAGUAUGUGGCAUUAAAACAAAUAUCAAAAAAACCUAAAUAAUGGGAAAAAAUGACUGCAUCAAAAUUAGAAUAAUCAUACAAAUUAGAAUUAGCUAUCUUAAAACAGUGUUAAGAAAGAUUUCAUAAAAAUAUAAUUUCCUUAUUGGAUAACUUUGAAACUCAAGAUCAUUUUUAUAUAGUUUUAGAAUUAUGUGAUUGUAAAUUACAAAUCAAAUAUUUUAGCAAAUCUUAAGGAGUAUUUAGAGAAAUAAUAAAAUAAACGAUUAGAGGAAUAGUAGGCUAUUGAUAUUUUAAAAUAAAUUGUUGAAGGUGAAAAAUGGUAUUUAAUAUUGAAAUUUCUUUUUUAUAGUCUACAUGAAUUAAAAUACUGUCAUCGAGAUAUUAAACCUGAAAAUAUUUUACUCAAAGAUGGUUGUGUAAAAAUAACAGAUGUCAACUUAGCAAAAAAUAUAGAGGAUAUGUAUUAAGCAGCAUAACACUCAAGUGUGGGGACUCCUUUUUAUUUAGCCCCUGAAGUUAAUUCUAAACAAAUAUAUUGCCCUUAUAAAGCUGAUAUUUAUUCAUUAGGAGUUGUAUUAUAUGAAAUGGUUUAUGGCUUGGUUGAUAAAUCAAAGGAAAUAAUUAAUUUUAACAAUAAAAUUAAAGAUAGCUAGCUUAACAUUAGCCAGGACUUAAAGAAACUUAUUAUUUCAAUGUUAGAUUCAGAUCCUGAAAAAAGAGCUAAUUGGUCAGAUGUAUCGACUUUUAUUAAUUAAUAUAAAAAUUGUAAAGUUCGUUUUUUAAAUCAAAUAAUAAGAGACUUUGGCGAAUUAUAAAAUUUAAUAAAAGAUAAAGAUAUAAAUAUAUGUUUAUAUCCAAGUGGUCUUCUGAUUAUAAAAUUAAUUAAUAAACUUAUACAAGAAAGAUAAUUAGAAUUAUAAAAAUUAAAUAAAUAUGAAGAAGCUAAUUAAAUGAAAUAACAUUAGGAAGGUAGAGUUUAUUUGUAAAAAUCUAAGUAUAAAAAUAUAGAUUUUAUUUAGGUAAUGGUAUGAAAGUCAAAUAAAAGCUAAAAAUUAAGUAAUUUGUUAAUCUGACGACCUGAGAGAUGAAUUUAGAUAUUCAGAUAGAAAUAGCAAAUUUAAUAAACAUUUUCAAUGUUAUCUAGUUGCUUUUUUCAAUUAAUUAAACAAUUUUCGGUUUAAAGAAGAAGAGUAGAAUAUCUAAAUUAAACUUUUAAAACUUAAAAUAAUAAUUGCCUGUGAUCUACUAAAUGACUUAGUAAAAUUAAUAUUUUAUUAUUAGGAAAAAGUACAAACAUUAUUAAGUUAAAAUUUGCUUUAAUAAGGAUAAAAUAUUUUAGGCUUUUGUUAAAAUUUGAAGGAUAUUAAAGAAAUAGAAGAGUAUACAAAAGCUUUAUUACCAUUAAUUGAUUAAAUCCCCAAUGAUUUAUGA